UUUAUUUUUUCACAGAGAAAAGGAUAUUUUUGGCCCGCGAUUGUCGAGUCAUUCGAGCAAAAAUGAGAAAAAGUCGCCUCAUGCCAUGAAUAUGGAAGCAAAGGAGUUUCUGUUUAAGGACGUUUAUCCGACAGAACGAGAGAUUGUUAGACAUGAUAGUAAUUUUAACAAUAAUAAUAUCAAAGAUGUGAAAGUAGUUGAUAGUAAUGAAAACAAAAUUAGUGAAGAUACAAGUACUGAUAACAAACAAGUGAGGUCCGAUGAGGAUUCGAAUGACGUUCAAGAGCGUCAAUUAUCGGAUGGAGCAAUAACAAUUGAACGCCCGUGGUAUUUCGAGGGCGGAACGAGAUAUCCGAAGCCCGCAACUGUCAACAAAAAGUCUAAGAAACGUGUGGCGAAGCUUUUUCCAUCGGAGGACCCCCUCAACGAUCGCAUAACGAACCAGCUGAUGUUCGUGCCUCCCAACUACGAAGAAAUCAAGAAACAGAAGCGAUAUAAGACAAUACUCUUGUAUAAUGGCCUUGGGGCGUGGAAUGUUAAGGAAGGUCGAAAUGUAUUCAUUAAUUCCAAGUGUCCUGUAAAUACGUGCAAAAUCACAGGGGGGCGCGAACACGCAGCCAACGCUGACUUGAUACUGUACAAAGAUUACUUCAUUCCCACGGGCGUCGAGCGUCCCUCGCAUCAGAUCUACAUGUUAUAUUUGUUGGAAUGCCCGUACCACACGCCAAACAUCAAAUUUCCCGAUGCUUUCAAUUGGACAGCGACAUAUCGACGUGAUAGCGACAUCGUUGCUCCUUACGAGAAAUGGGAAUAUUACGAUCCGCGCAUCAAACAAAUCGAGCAGGAUCGAAAUUACGCCCUGAACAAAACGAAAAAAGUCGCGUGGUUUGUCUCGAAUUGCGGCGCACGCAACGGACGACUCCAAUAUGCGCACGAAUUGCAAAAAUAUAUCGAUGUCGAUAUUUAUGGGUUUUGCGGCGAAUACAAAUGUGCUCGCAGCAAUGCCGAAAAGUGCUUCGAAGUACUCGAUCGCGACUACAAAUUCUAUUUGGCUUUCGAGAACUCCAAUUGUCGCGAUUAUAUCACGGAGAAAUUCUUCGUAAACGCUCUCGGGCGAAAUAUUUUGCCGAUUGUGAUGGGAGCUCGUCCCGAAGAUUAUGCUAUGAGUGCGCCGCAAAAGUCCUACAUUCACAUUGAUGAGUUUUCGUCGCCGAAAGAGUUGGCGGAGUAUUUGCAUGUUUUGGAUAAAAAUGACGAACUGUAUAAUUCGUAUUUCAAAUGGAAAGGCACCGGAGAGUUCAUUAAUACGUACUUUUGGUGUCGUGUGUGCUCCAUGUUACAUGACGACGAGUUCAUACGAAAGCCCGGAAGAUGUACUUAUGCUGAUAUCAACGAAUGGUGGCGAGCGCCGGGCGUUUGCACGAACGGAUCAUGGCGAAAAGAGAUGGCUCGGAAGGAAGUCAUGACUGACGACUAGCUAAACUUGUUUUUAGUUGUUGCAAUACUCAAUGCGCCGUUUCUUUUGAGAUUUUCUUGACUUGCAGGUUGAGAAAAUGCUGCGAAACGCCUUUUUUGUAUAGGAAAUUAGCAAAUACGAAAGAAAAUAUCAAAAAAAUAUCUAGUCUAGCACAAACAUUCAUUUAAAUUUAAUCCUUAUAUGUUCCUUAAACAUUAACUUUACUUUACUUUUUAAUGUAAAUGCAAUUAAUUCGCACAAAAUGCACACAACUGAUAUACGAUAUGUACAAAUAAUUUGACUUUUUACGUUAAAAACACACGUAUCGAAUUUCUUUUUUGAAACUGUACG
Messenger RNA from Culicoides brevitarsis, 1807 nucleotides. Its product is annotated as glycoprotein 3-alpha-L-fucosyltransferase A-like. The record is from RefSeq and is a predicted model, not a curated record. Gene Ontology annotation, molecular function: fucosyltransferase activity. NCBI's taxonomy places the organism in Eukaryota, Metazoa, Arthropoda, Insecta, Diptera, Ceratopogonidae. Bases 86 to 1477 code for a protein of 463 amino acids. Gene Ontology annotation, cellular component: membrane. The transcript has 3 exons.